AUGAGCGAUCACGGCGAUAACAACCGAGAUGAUGAUGAACCUCACGUUCGAUCAUCUCGUGAAAGACGAAAUAGUCAUAAUGAAGAUAGUAGUAGUAGUUCCCAUCGUUCACCUAGCAAACCUCAUAAAAAAUCAAGUUCAAAGGAUUUGUCAUCUAUUGGUAAAAAAGUUGCUGAAAAAAGUGGUGGUCUUUUUUCGCCUGAAGACUGGAUGUGUAAAAGUUGUGGAAAUAUCAAUUGGGCACGUCGAUCAACUUGUAAUAUGUGUAAUAUGCCUAAAUUUCAAAAAGCUGAAGCACGAACUGGUGCUGGUGGUGGAUAUAAUGAACGUGAUAAUGUUCAAUAUAAUGAAAAAAAUCAAGAAUCUGAUGGCGAAUAUGAUGAAUUUGGACGUAAGAAAAAGAAAUUUCGUAAUACAACAAGAGAUUCUGAUGAUGAUGAGGAAAAUUCUAAUGGUAAAAAAACAAAGUAUAAGUCAUUCGAAGUCUCGAUCGUUGGGAGAGGUAAUACUCGUACAGAAAAUGAUGGGGAAGACGAGGAGGAAGAAGAUGACGACGAUGAUGAUGAUGAUGGUUUUGAUGCUAAAAAGUAUGCAUUAGAUAGCGAUGAUAAUGAUGAAGACGAUACUAAAAAUCAUCAUCAAGCAAGUUCAUCAAGUAGUAAUAAAAAAUCAUCUACUAGUCGUGAAAGACAAUAUUCACGUUCACGUUCAAAUUCAUCAGAAAGUCGAAAAUCGAAUGAUAAAAAAUCUAGUCGAUAUGAUAAGGCAUCUUCGUCAAAUAAUCGUAAACGUUCAAAUUCACCACGUAGUUCAAGACGAACUGAUGAUUAUUAUGAACGACGACGAUCAAGAUCUCGUUCACCUCCAAGUAAUCAUCUAUACAAAAUGUUACCAAUUUUAUUUUUUAUUAAUAUUAUUUAUUUGGUAUCUGGUAAACCAAAAGAUUCUAUACAUAUUAUGGAAGAUUUACCCAUUGGUACAUCCAUAUAUACAUUUUCAACUGAUGGUUUCAAAAAAAAUUCCAAUGAUUUUUUUCUUAUUGAUCCAUAUACGGGACGUGUAACAACAAAAAAAUUAAUUGACCGAGAUGAUUUUUGUCUUCGUCAUGUAUGUUCAUGUUCAAAAUGUGCAAUAACACUUGAAGUUUUAUGUGUGAAUAUGGGACAAAUAUAUUUUAAUGAUUUAUCUAUUAUAAUUGAUGAUCGCAAUGAUCAUUCACCACAAUUUCCUAAAACAGCAAUCGUUAUUGAUGUUUUAGAAAAUGUACCUAUUGGCUAUUUAAUUCCAAUUGAUAUAGCUAUUGAUAUUGAUUAUGGAAAUAAUUCUAUACAAGGUUAUCAUCUUUUAGAAGAUAAUUCAACAAAUAGAAUUCUUAAAGCAUUUCAAAUUGAAUAUUCAAAGAAAAACGAUUUACUUGCAUUACGUCUUAUUAAAAUACUUGAUCGAGAAUUAUAUGAUUCAUUAGAAUAUGUUAUACAAGCCUAUGAUGGUGGACAACCACAAGCACUUAUAGGUCGUUUAAAUAUUCAUAUAAAUAUUCUUGAUGUUAAUGAUAUGUCACCAGCAUUUGACCAUUCAGAUAUUCAUGUACUUUUAAGUGAAUCAAUAUCAACUGGUUCACUUGUUGCACGUGUACAUGCAUUAGAUGGUGAUACUGGUCUCAAUGGUCUAAUUGAUUAUACAAUUGUUUCAUUAGAUCCACCAUCAAAUGGAACAUUUCUAUUAUCAAAAGAUACAGGUGAAAUACGUCUUGGUAAACAUCUUGAUUAUGAAAAAGAAAAAUCCUAUCGAAUUAAAAUAAAAGCACAAGAUAAUGGACCACAACAAGGUUCAGUACCAGCAUUUGCUAUGGUCUAUGUUGAUGUCAAAGAUGAAAAUGAUAAUUAUCCAUUGAUUGCACCUACAUUCAAUGAUGAUAAAAUUGCAGGUGUUGGACAUGUAAUAAAUAGUAGUAUUAUUAAAAUUCGUGAAAAUACUCCAAACGGAACAUUUCUCGGUCAUGUCUCAAUUAGUGAUCUUGAUCAAGGUAAUAACGGUCGUAUAAGUUGGUCACUUGAGAGUAAUGAAUCGAUUUCUAUACAAAAAUUAUUUAAUAACGAAGCUUUUCUCAUGUUUACAUCAAGAAUAUUUGAUCGUGAAGAACAAUCACAAUAUAAUAUCUAUCUUACAGCACAUGAUCAUGGUAUACCAUCAUUAUCCAAUACAUUAAAUUUUACAUUAAUUAUUUUGGAUGAAAAUGAUAAUUCACCUAAAUUUGAUAAAGAUUUUUAUUCAAUAAAUAUAACAGAAACAACACCUAUAAAUACAACAAUUUUAUAUUUUCAUGCAAUAGAUAAUGAUGAAAAUAAUACAUUAAAUAGUCAAAUUGAAUAUCAUAUAAGUAAUCAAACAAUAUUCUCAUUAAAUUCAACAACAGGUGAAUUAUAUUUAAUUAGUACACUUGAUCGAGAAGAAACAUCAACAUAUGAAUUUGAUAUAACUGCAUUCGAUCAUGGUCAACCUCAACCUUUAUCAUCAACAGUUCGUUGUUUUAUUAAUAUAAUUGAUAUAAAUGAUAAUUAUCCAAUAUUUGAUCUAUCAGAAUAUGUAUUUGAAAUACCAGAAACAUGGUCUAAUCUUUCACCAAUCGGUCAUGUUCAUGCAAUAGAUGCUGACGAAUAUUAUAGUGAAUUAUCUUAUACAUUAGUAAAUAAUGAGACAACAAUGACUGAUGAAUGGCCAUUUGAAUUGACAUCAAAUGGAACAUUAUAUCUAAAAGCAACAUCUGUUGGAAUUGAUUAUGAACAACGUUCAAUUUAUCAAUUUUUAAUUAUAGCUAGUGAUCAUGAUGGUCUUAAUACAAGUGUACCUGUUAUUAUUAAAAUAUUAAAUCGAAAUGAUUUUUGUCCGGAAUUAAUUAAUAAUUCGACAGUUUUAUUUUUUAAUAAUGAUCUUUGGUCGAAUAAUUCAAGUGAAAAAUUGAAUCAAUUUUAUUUAGAUUUAUAUGAUGGUGAUAAUGAUACAUGUUUAAUAGAAUUACUUAAUUUUAAGGAUAUAUUUCAUAUUGAACGAAUUGAUUAUAAUGAAUUUUUAUUAUAUGCACAUAUAUUACCUGAACGUGAAUAUUAUGUGCUUCAAUUUCGUCUUCGUGAUCUUAUUAAUGAAACAAUUGAUCAAUCAUGUAUUCGAUAUAUUGAAUUAGUUUUAACAACAGGUACAAAUGAAACAAAUCAAACUGUUGCUAUAGAUACAGCACGUGAAUAUUUAGAUGCACUUCAUUUUAUAUCUCAACAUAAACAUUCAUAUUUUGAUUUAACAUUACUUAAUGUUAUACUUAUUUUUAUUUUAUUAUCAAUUGGUAUUAUUGUUGGAUUAAUUUCAAUAAAAUUAAUUUAUCUUUCAUCAAAUUCUCGUCAUAGAAAAAAAUUACGAAAUCAUCAUAGACAUGAUACAAAUUUACUUUAUCGUCUUCAAAGUCCAACUGAAACACAAUUACCGUUACUUGCAAAUGGUCCUGGUGAACAAUCAUUGACAUCAUCAUUGAUUAUGACUGGUAAUAACAGAUUAAUUCACGAUGAAAAUAUUAAUCAUUCUAUUGAUGGUGAUGAUGAACAACAACAGCGAUUAUUAUGUCAAAUAAAUCCAAAUUGUUCAUCAAUAAAAAAACAUUCAAAUGAAUUUAAAACAUUUGCAUUAAGAUCUAAUAAUAAUGCAUAUGAUAUAAUUGGAGAUAUUAUUCAUUCCAGUGCAUCUCCAUCAUCUUCAUCUUAUCCUCAUAAUCUUAGUAAUGAUUAUGAAUCAACGUCAUUAAAUAUAGAUCAACAACGUUUUCUUCCAUUCACAAAUCCAUCGAAUGUUAAUCUUUCAUCUGAUGGUCAACUAAUGACUGUAACUUAUUUUUCAUCAUCAUCAACAUCAACACAACCUGAUUCGUCAUUAUCAUCGUUAAAUACAACAACGCGAACUUUAAAAACAUUUUCAUCGAUUUCUACAGCAAAUGAAUCAUCAUCAAUGAUGAGACCACGACUUGCUGAACAAGAAGUUAUUGAAGUUUAA
Adineta steineri is the source of this 4035-nucleotide messenger RNA. The record is from the annotation of a GenBank genome assembly. Lineage: Eukaryota; Metazoa; Rotifera; Eurotatoria; Adinetida; Adinetidae.